Molecule: messenger RNA, 978 nt
Organism: Fusarium keratoplasticum
Lineage: Eukaryota; Fungi; Ascomycota; Sordariomycetes; Hypocreales; Nectriaceae
Product: Zn(2)-C6 fungal-type domain-containing protein
Exons: 1
Coding region: 1-978 (325 amino acids)
Biological process (GO): regulation of DNA-templated transcription
Molecular function (GO): DNA-binding transcription factor activity, RNA polymerase II-specific; zinc ion binding
Source: RefSeq, a predicted model, not a curated record
AUGGCCGACCUUCGUUCAGCGUGUGAUCGCUGCCAUAACAAAAAGCUACGAUGCACAAAGAUACCGGGCUCUAUAGUUUGUGGCCGCUGUGUCAAGGCUGGCGUCUCUUGUAUCUUUAGCCCUCCUGCUCGAUCACUCCGCCAGCCCGACAAUACCGCCUUUGACUGGUCUCCUAUGCUUGAGUUCGACAGCCAGACGUUUGAUCGUCUGGGCAAUGUUGGCCUAAAUCCUCAAACAGUUACUCCUCCCGUGAGCGAUGAAGCAGACCCAACACCUCCCAGUCCAGUGUCACAGUUGGCCGACCUCAUGGUCUCACUGGACCGACUACAACAAGACUUUCCCAGCCCUGUACAACAUCACGUUUCAACACAUCAGCUUAAAGAGAUUCCCCAGAGCUUGACUGCAAAGUUCAACCUUCAGACCACUCUUGAUAAUUUACUACAGAGGGCUCAGAAGCUUUCGGCGUUAUAUCCCGAGGUGCUUGAGCGACUCCAACCAGAGCAAGACACUUGCAGUAUCCCAGAUUGCAUGCAUACGGCACAUGGAUUUCUACGGACUAGACCUCAACUACCAUUUGACCAGUCUACCGUUAAUCUUCUCCUCGCCUGCCAUCUGAAGCUCCUGGCAAUCUUUGAUAGCAUCGUCGAUCACGCUCACCUAUGUGCGAAAGUGACCGCGAUGUUGCCCGACGACCAUGAACCCAGCUUCGACAUCCCCGAGAUCCGAAUCGGAUCCUUUGUGGCACCAAAAGCCUCUGCCGCUUCAAUGAUGACGGCCAUGAUAAUUGAGCUUCAGUCAACGCUCGCAGCAAGAGCUCAACAGCUCAGUGACCUGGUCGCAUCUGUUGCAGGCAACGAGUCAAGAGAGGCCAAGAUACUUGGUCUGCAAUGCGAAUGUCUAAAGGAGCAUUCUUCAACUACACUAGCCGACCUCCACGAAUUAAGAGACCAUCUCACCAAGCUUGGUUUUAUCCGAUGA